This is a messenger RNA of Cordyceps fumosorosea ARSEF 2679, 1185 nucleotides long. Its product is annotated as Methionine synthase, vitamin-B12 independent. Gene Ontology annotation, molecular function: 5-methyltetrahydropteroyltriglutamate-homocysteine S-methyltransferase activity; zinc ion binding. Bases 1 to 1185 code for a protein of 394 amino acids. The record is from RefSeq and is a predicted model, not a curated record. The transcript has a single exon. NCBI's taxonomy places the organism in Eukaryota, Fungi, Ascomycota, Sordariomycetes, Hypocreales, Cordycipitaceae.
AUGACAAAAAAUAAGCUUCAAUUUCACGCAGAUCAUAUCGGGUCCUUGAUUCGACCCGCCUCACUGUCCGAGGCACAGGAAAAAGCCGACAAUGGAAGCCUCGCCGGCGCUGACCUACAAGUCGUCCAACGAGCAGCCAUAAAGGACAUUGUCCAGAAGCAGUUGGCACAUGGCGUGCGUGCCAUCUCUUCCGGCGAAUACGACCGCAAGUACUACUUCUCGGGCUUCUUUGAGAAGCUGGACGGCUUCAAGGAGGUGAGCCCGGUACCGGGGGAGCUCGCGCGCGUGUCGGCACCACCGAUUGCGGCCUUGAAGAAGGCUGGCAAGCAGUACCCGAUGGCAGCCAUUUGCCACGGCAAGAUUCGGCGGCUGGAGAGCCCAUACAUGAACAGCUGGAAAAUGCUACGAGAAACCCUGCCGAGGGAGAAAUGGAGCGCGUGCAAGCUUACGAUGCCACCACCAUGCUAUUUUCACUUGCGCUUGGCCAAGGGCAAGUGCUACAGUCCCGACGCGUACAGCAACGAUGCCGAUUUCUUUGCCGAUCUUGCCGUGGCGUACCAGCAGGAGAUCCAGGCUCUGUACGAUGAGGGCCUGCGCAACCUGCAGAUUGACGAUCCGACGCUCGCGUACUUUUGCUCCGAGGAGAUGAUUAGCGCGCUCAAGGCUGAAGGCGAGGAUCCCGAGGCGCUCUUCGCGCAGUAUCUCAAGGCGCACAACGACUGCAUCGCGAAGCGCCCGGCGGACAUGCACGUCGGCCUGCACAUCUGCCGGGGCAACUUUGCCAAGUCGAUGCACUUCAGCCAGGGCUCGUACGAGCGCAUCGCGGAGCGCUUCUUCGCGACGCUCGACUACGACACGUUCUUCCUCGAGUACGACGACGCGCGCUCGGGCGGCUUCGAGCCCCUGCGCCACCUCCCGAGGGGAAAGAACGUGGUGCUGGGGGUGGUGACGACCAAGGACCCGGCGCUCGAGGAUGCGGGUGAGGUCGAGCAGCGGGUGAGGGAAGCGGCGCGCAUCGUGGCGGCCGGGCAGGGCAUCAGCGUGGACGAGGCCAUGGACAGCAUCGGCAUCAGCCCGCAGUGCGGUUUCGCCAGCGUGGCGGUCGGAGCGGACGGCAUGACGGAGGGAAAGAUGUUUGCCAAGCUCAAGUUGGUGCAGGACAUUGCAAAGGAGCUCUGGCCGUGA